AUGCAAAACGGUUUAACCGCGUUGAACGAACUUAAAAUCUGGGAAAACCUCCCGCCGUCGGUCUUGGGCAAAUGCUUCAAGUGCACUCACGAGCUCGAUUUCGCGGGAAAGCCACGAAUCCACGAGUGUGGUAGCUUCUUUUGUCGAGGAUGCUGUCCCGAAAGGGAACCGUGUCCGGGCUGUAACGCGACCUUCAACAGUACGAAUACGAAGAUCGUGAACGCGGGACACGCCUCAGCGUCUGAGGUCAUCAUCGCCAGAAUCAGAAAAGGGGUAGACGAUCUAACCCAAGUUCUGGCGAUCCAGGAAAAAAGCAGAGCCGCGUACCAUGAUCUGGUCGCGGUCACGAACAAUCGCCUGUUGGAGAUCACUCGUCAAUCGGGAGUUGGAAUCUGCGGCUACAACUUUUACUUGCAGCGAUCGCUGAUGCCAACUUUCGCGAUUGGCCAUUCUCAGUAUGGCCAUAUGAUCUACAGGACGCGAGGACUGACUGAACCGGCCAGAAAAAUUUCUUACCAGGAUUUGACCGGACGCGAAAACGAGGAAGGUAACGCGGGAAACCAGAAUCGGGGAACUGACGCGAUUGAAGGAAAAAUGAACAUCUACGAAAAGUAA
Molecule: messenger RNA, 615 nt
Organism: Oikopleura dioica
Lineage: Eukaryota; Metazoa; Chordata; Appendicularia; Copelata; Oikopleuridae
Source: the annotation of a GenBank genome assembly